AUGGAAUUGGACCACUCAUCAUCAUGUGAUCAAGAUUACAACUCAACUUCAUCCUCACCACCACCUGUGGUUAAGCUCUUCGGUUUUCCGGUCACAAACGACGGCCAAAAAAACCCGACUCUUCGAAAAAUCCAACACGACCACAUUAACCACGCGGAAAGCAAAAGGUUCGAGUGCCAGCAUUGCCACCGGAAAUUCGCCAACUCGCAGGCAUUGGGAGGCCACCAAAACGCGCACAAGAAGGAGCGCCAGCGCGCUAAGCGGGCCCAUUUCGUAAGCCCGCAUGGGGUCAAGCCCGGCCCAGUAGGGCCCAACAACGGUAGUGCAUACAGAGCGCGGUUCUUCGUGUCGGCGGAAAAUUCUGUGCCUCAGGUUUUGUCGGGAGUGCCUCUGGGGUACACCGGCCGGUUCCAUGUGGCGGCCUUGGGGCCACGGCACGGUGGCUGGGGUGAGGUGGGGCCGUCGAGGGCGGCCGGGAGGACAGAUGGCAGCGAGGGAUUGGACGUUGAUCUCCAUCUGUGA
This is a messenger RNA of Striga asiatica, 522 nucleotides long. Lineage: Eukaryota; Viridiplantae; Streptophyta; Magnoliopsida; Lamiales; Orobanchaceae. The record is from the annotation of a GenBank genome assembly.